This is a messenger RNA of Oenanthe melanoleuca, 5712 nucleotides long. It is a transcript of the gene ADAMTS18, whose product is annotated as ADAM metallopeptidase with thrombospondin type 1 motif 18. Gene Ontology annotation, molecular function: metalloendopeptidase activity. The coding region runs from base 200 to 3838 and encodes 1212 amino acids. The record is from RefSeq and is a predicted model, not a curated record. Gene Ontology annotation, cellular component: extracellular matrix. The transcript is spliced from 23 exons. NCBI's taxonomy places the organism in Eukaryota, Metazoa, Chordata, Aves, Passeriformes, Muscicapidae. Gene Ontology annotation, biological process: extracellular matrix organization; proteolysis.
UGCCCCGCGGCGGCGGCGGCGGCGGCGGGGCUUAAAGCGCGCUCGGGCGGCCGGGGCCGCGCUCACCUGGGCGCCGCUCCGCGCUCCGCCGGCCGCCGCAGCGGCUGCGGGGCAGCGCCCGGGGACCAUGCGGGGCAGGCGGGCGCGCCCGCCGCACGCUCCGGGCAGCAGGUAGCACCCGCCAGGUGCGCGGCCGAACAUGGACUGUCUGCUGCUGGCCGUCUGGACUUUACCUGCUGCGAUCCUCGGCGGCAGCUCCAUGCCAUUCCAGACUCUCCCGUGGCUCGGAAGCACUGUAAAGACCCUUCAGCUGUGUUGCCUCUGUUGCAUGUCUCAUGCGGCAACUUUAACCAGUGACAGCAUCAGUGAAUUGGCUCAUGAUUACGUGUUUGUGACACCUGUCAGAGUGGAUGCCAGCGGAUCGUACAUUUCACAUGAUGUUUUGCACAGUACUAGGAGAAAGAGAUCAACUCAGAGUUCAAAGAGUUCCUUGCACUACAAAUUUUCAGCAUUUGGACAGGAACUUCACUUAGAGCUUAAACCUUCGACCAUUUUAAGCAACAGUUUUAUUGUCCAGGUACUCGGGAAAGAUGGAGUGUCACAUUCUCAGGAACAUGAAAUUGAGCAGUGCUUCUACCAGGGAUUUAUAAGGAAUGAUAGCACAUCUUCAGUAGCAAUAUCUACGUGUGUAGGCUUGUCGGGUUUGAUCCGCACGCGGCAGAUGGAGUUCCUCAUCUCCCCCUUGCCUGGGCAGCUGGCUCGGGAGCACAACCUGACGUCGCCGGCCGGGCACCACCCGCACGUGCUGUACAAGAGGACGGCCGAGGGCAAGGUGCAGCGGGCCCGGCCGCAGGCCCAGCCCGCGCCAGGCCGCAGGCCGCGCGCCAGCGCCCACCGCUCCCAGAGGCAGCACUUCUGUGGACGGCGCAGGAAAUAUGCACCCAAGCCACCCACAGCAGAGACCUACAUUCGCUCAGAUGAGUAUGGGACUUCUGCAAGGUUCAAAAGAUCGUCUUCUAAGAUUCAGAAAAAUGGAAGUCUAAACGUUGAAACCCUUGUUGUGGCGGAUAAAAAGAUGUUGGAGAAACAUGGCAAGGAAAAUGUAACAACAUAUAUCUUGACAGUCAUGAACAUGGUCUCUAGUCUGUUUAAGGAUGGAACAAUUGGAAGUGAUAUAAACAUUAUUGUUGUGAGCCUGCUUCUUUUGGAACAAGAGCCUGGCGGGCUGCUGAUCAACCACCACGCUGACCAGUCCCUGAACAGCUUCUGCCAGUGGCAGUCGGCCCUGGUUGGCAAGAACGGGAAGCGCCACGACCACGCCAUCCUGCUGACGGGCUUGGACAUCUGCUCCUGGAAGAACGAGCCCUGUGACACCUUAGGAUUUGCACCCAUCAGUGGCAUGUGCAGCAAAUACCGCAGUUGCACCAUUAAUGAAGACACAGGCCUUGGACUGGCUUUUACAAUUGCUCAUGAAUCUGGACACAACUUUGGGAUGAUUCACGAUGGAGAAGGAAAUGCUUGUAGAAAAGCUGAGGGAAAUAUCAUGUCUCCCACACUCACUGGAAACAAUGGAGUGUUUUCUUGGUCUGUGUGCAGCAGGCAGUAUCUCAACAAAUUUCUCAGUACAGCUCAAGCUGCCUGCCUGAUUGAUGAACCUAAGCAAACAGGACAGUAUAAAUACCCUGACAAACUGCCAGGGCAGAUCUAUGAUGCUGAUACCCAGUGCAAAUGGCAAUUUGGAAUGAAAGCAAAACUGUGCAACCUCAGCUUUGUAAAGGAUAUCUGCAAAUCUCUCUGGUGUCACAAAGUGGGUCACAGGUGUGAGACAAAGUUCAUGCCCGCAGCAGAAGGAACAGCUUGUGGUAUAAGUAUGUGGUGUCGCAGAGGGCAGUGUGUCCGCUACGGUGACCACGGGCCCCGGGCUGUCAAUGGCCAGUGGUCAGCCUGGUCCCCCUGGUCAGAGUGCACUCGCACCUGUGGAGGGGGGGUCACCUAUCAAGAGAGGCACUGCAAUAAUCCAAAGCCACAGUAUGGUGGGAAGUUCUGCCAAGGUUCCAGUCGUGUUUAUCAGCUUUGCAACAAGCAGCCUUGCCCAGCAGACAGCCUGGACUUCCGAGCCCUGCAGUGUGCAGAGUACAACAGCAAACCCUUCCGGGGCUGGUUCUACAAGUGGAAGCCCUACACCAAGGUGGAAGAGGAAGACAGAUGUAAAUUGUACUGCACAGCUGAAGACUUUGACUUUUUCUUUGCAAUGUCCAGCAAAGUGAAGGAUGGAACUCUGUGUUCUCCAAAUAAUUAUGAUGUUUGUAUUGAUGGAAUAUGUGAACAAGUAGGAUGUGAUCAUGGACUUGGUUCCAAAGCUGUGUUGGAUGCUUGUGGAGUUUGUAAAGGAGAUAAUUCAACGUGCAAGUUCUUUAAAGGCCAAUACUUGAUCCAGCACAAAGCUAAUGACUACUACGCGGUGGUGACGGUGCCGGCGGGCGCGCGCAGCAUCCAGCUGCAGGAGAUGCACGUCUCCCCCAGCUACCUGGCCGUGCGCAGCCUGGCCAGCAGGUACUACCUGACUGGGGACUGGACCAUCGACUGGCCAGGGAAGUUCCCUUUUGCUGGGACAGUGUUUGAUUACCAGCGCUCCUUCAGCCACCCCGAGAGCCUCUACGCGGCGGGACCCACCAACGAGACGCUGGUCUUUGAAAUCCUGUUACAAGGCAAAAAUCCUGGGAUUUCUUGGGAAUAUACAUUUGCCAAAACCAGCACUGAAAACAAGACAUCUGUCAGAAAACACAGCUACUCCUGGGUGACAGUGCAGUCUGAGUGCUCAGUGACCUGUGGUGGUGGACACAUUACAGCAAAAGCAGUUUGUUUGGAAGACCAUCGUGCACGGGUGAACAGCUCCCUUUGUGGCCCAAGGACAAAGCCUUUAACUGAAACCAAACUGUGCAACACACAUCCCUGCCCAGCCUACUGGUCAGCAGGUGAAUGGAGCACAUGCAGCAAGUCUUGUGGAGGGGGACAGCAAAGCCGCCUCCUCCAGUGUGUCCAGAAAAGGGCUUUCCAAAGAGAGGAGCUGGUGGCCCACUCCCUGUGUCCUGUCAGCACCCCAGCACAGGUACAGGUGUGCAGUAGUCAGGACUGCCCACCUGAAUGGAGCUCUGGCCCCUGGUCUCAGUGCUCCAAGACUUGUGGGAGAGGUAUUAAGAAACGGGAUGUCUACUGCAAGAGUACUGGUUCUCCCAAGGUGAAAAUCUUGCCUGAAGACAUGUGCAGCACAGACCCCAAGCCUGAGUCCCAGCAGACCUGUGUGCUCGGCCGCUGUCCCAAAAAUGACCGGCUCCAGUGGGUGAUUUCUUCCUGGAGUGAGUGCUCAGCCUCCUGCGGGCCCGGCCUGCGGCAGCGAGAGCUCAAGUGUGGCGAGAAGAGCAUCCACGGGAAGUUGGUCACCUUCCCCCAGAGGAGGUGCAGGAACAUCAAGAAACCAAACACCAACCUGGAGGAGGCCUGUAACAAGGGAGCCUGUCCAUCGCAGACCUUGUACAACAUGGUGUCUGGCUGGUAUUCCUCGCCCUGGCAGCAGUGCACGGUGAGCUGCGGCGGCGGAGUGCAGACGCGGAGCGUGCAGUGCCUGCGCCAGGGCCGGCCCGCCGCCGGCUGCCUGCCCCAGCAGAAACCCGCUGUCCUGAGAGCCUGCAACACCAACUUCUGCCCAGCCCCCGGAAAAAGAGAUGAUCCUUCUUGUGUGGAUUUCUUCACUUGGUGUCAUCUGGUGCCCCAGCAUGGUGUCUGUAACCACAAAUUUUAUGGCAAGCAAUGCUGUAAAUCAUGCACGAAGAAGAACUGAUAGCAGCGUGUUGUCUGAACCCUUCAGUGAUUCUCUUCUUCAAUUUAUGUUGGAAUUAUCUCUGCUUUGAGGCAAGACAUGGUGCCACAUAAACCACUGAUGGAAGAGACAUUUUUUUCUAAGGGAAUGUCUGAGGUACAGUAAUUGUUGGAUAUAUGUUGAAAAAGGAAUGUUUCUUUCUUAUUUUUUUUUCUUAAUUUGCUGACCUCACUAAAGCACAGGGUACUAUGGAUCACUUGAACACUGAGACUCAAGGGGAAGUUCUUCUUUGUUUAAAAGUGUCACUUUGCACUGUCACAUAUAACAAGGAAGAAAUCAAGGCAAGGGAGCCUUUUUUGGCUGAUUUACCAGCAUGCAAAGCAGGAGAGUUGGGAGCUGGAGGAGGAAGGACCACACCAUCAGGAGGGGUCCUUUCCUGCUUUUUGUGACUUGUCCCAGGGUGAGGAGGCUGUUUGCUGCCCUGGAGGGACAUCCUGGAGAAGGCAGCGUCACACCUGUGGCCACCAGAAGUAAAUAGUGCACUACAAAGAUACUAUGGUGCUUCUCUACCAGACUUGCUGCUGGAAAAGCAAGCUGUGCAUCAUGCUAAUGUUUUUAUAAUUUUUGAAGAAUUCAUUUUCUGCUUCGUGUAGAAACUCAGAGGUGGUUAACUAGUAACUUGAAAUGUAUUUCUAGAAAUAUGCAGCUUUAGAAUAUUUGGACUUUUAAUAUUGCUGUGUUGCAAGUAAAAUAGAAUUUCAUAUUUCAACUAACUCAAGGAACUCGGAUUGAUUGAGCUCAAUGGUAAUGUUUUCAACUUUCUAAGCUCAUUAGAUACGUAAUUUUAAAAUUUAAACUUGAUAUUUUAAAGUAGUUUUGUUUCAGAAGCUAGAUUGUUUGAAUGCCAAGAUACUGAAGAAUGUCUUCCUUCUAAUCUCAAAUCUCUCUGCAAUUUUGAUUCAUCCGUUACCCAAAGGAAAUAACAAGAAUAUUACAGUCCAUCAAUUCAUGCUGAAUUCUCUAAACAGUUAUUUAUUCACGUUACACAAAAAAAAAAGCAUGAAAAGAUAAGUGGAUUAUUUACUCCUACCAAAUAAAAGUCAAUUCUAUUUUUAUACACUCUCCUAAUACUUGUAUUUAGUUCAGAACCCACCAGCAAACAAAAGAACUGUAAGCAUGCUGAUAUUUGUGGCCGUUCAGUAUCGAGAUGUUGAUGGCAGCAGGUAUCACAUGGUGCCAUCCAGAAAGUUCCUGCAUUGAAAAAACCCCAGCCUGUUUGCCAAACCAUUCCAAGACAGAGCUGUGUCCUACUGCAAUUUUCUGGGGAGUGCCUGUGAGGGACAUAUUUAUCUAAUUCCACCCAAUCCCACAACUUACUUUGAUGAAUGUAGUUCAGUUUGAGUGUUUUUUUUUUAAAUAUGGUUUCAGUGUAGGAUUAGCCAGCUCAGCACUAAUGCCAGACAGUGGUCACUUAAAAUUAGCAGUUCCUUCUGAAGCAAUUUAAAUUAAAAACAUGUAUUCUGUGAUACUUUACAAAAUGAUUGGAAACAUAUCUCAACCUACACUGCUCUGUCUUGAUAUUGGACAUUGUGUAAUUAUAACCUUUUUUUCUAGGAAAACUACAAGGUUGUUUUUGUUUUGUUUUCAUAAUUGUGUCCUUUUUAUUAUUUGAUGUAAAAUAAUUAAUUUAUUAAUGCAUAGCUUUUCCUUUAUAUUUCUUUGCUCACUUCCUUAAGUGAGAACUGAGGAAAGGAAAUAGUAGUGUCACAAAGUAUGAAUUAUGGUGUAAAAAAAGCAAAAACUAUAAGUGUAAUAUUUAAUUAUUUUAUAAGCUUUGUAAUAAAAUACUCUAACUGUUUCAUUAUAUUUGGAAUUGUAAAAUUCAUGAAUAAAAU